Messenger RNA from Schistocerca serialis cubense, 706 nucleotides. RefSeq lists its product as uncharacterized. The record is from RefSeq and is a predicted model, not a curated record. Lineage: Eukaryota; Metazoa; Arthropoda; Insecta; Orthoptera; Acrididae. The transcript is spliced from 3 exons. The coding region runs from base 1 to 570 and encodes 189 amino acids.
AUGUAUGAGAACAAGAAUGAUGUUGUUGAUAAGAAUGAAGUUCCUCGUAGUAUCCAAUCAAGUAAUAAAAUAAGUUAUGGAAAAUUAAAGCCAAAUACUGCAGUCCCAGUACUAGGCAAAAUUAGUAAAGAAUCCACCAAUGAUGAAAAUAGUAAUUGCACCACCAAGAAAACUGAAAAUAUGAAAACAAGUGAUAUGAGCAAUGAGUUUACAGCUGUUUUUAUAGAUUCGAGUGGUGGUGGAAGUUUUAACAUUGGAGAAGAAUCACCACAUUCAAAGUUACUUCCUGGGAGUUGUUUCAAGACACCUGAGACUUCCCCAUCACACUCCAUAUUCCAGAUAACACCAUGUAAUAGUGGGGAAGUUCUGCAAUAUGUUCAUCAACAGAAGACAAAAGAUGACAAAGCUGUCAAAAAGAAAGAUGCAAAGUUUAUUCAUACCUCGACAGAAAAUCAGGCUGUAAAUGAUGUACAUGCAGCACUUCUAAAGGGAGAACCAGUCCCAAAACAUAUAAUAUCGAAAGCAAUGAAUGUUGGUAGUGAUGAUAGUUCAGCUGAAUAUCUUGAAUGAUUUAAUGAGCAUAGAGACAUGGGCCAUAGUAUUUUAUGUGCUAUGCAGUAAUGGCUUGUAUGAUUAGUUUCUUCUCUCUGUGCCCCAAGGUAUAAAAUAAUAAUUAUUAAUAAUUUUACUAAUGCUUUUUUCCAUU